GAAGAAGAAGAGCGGGAAUAACGAGGAGAGUAGGGAGAAAAGGCGCGUAGGGUUGUUUGAAAGAUGUAAAAUCUUUUUGUCGGAAAAUCAACAAGUGCCUUGUUUGAAUCGGACGCGAGGCCGCCCGCCCCUCGUAAGGUGCGUGCUUUCUCGGCUGAGCGGCUUCGGGAAAGUUCGGUUAAACUCGGGCUGCGCGCGGCGGCGGGAGGAAAGCUCGGCGCCGAUCGGUUUCUGGUUUCUCCCACGAGCGCUUGGUGUCAGCGUAUGCGCAGAGCGGCUGCGCACUAGGCGUGUGCGUUGUCUGGAUUCUUUGUGCCAUUCUUGGCAUACCAAAAACAGAGUAACUCUUCAUAUUUACGGACGAAAUACCGUCCUAAUUUCGUGAAAACUGCCCGCGGCGAGCGUCAUCCGGCCCCCUGUGUUGUCACCGAGAAUUACGGCGUGUGUUUUCAAAUACUGUGCACGGCCAGCUGCGACGGAUUACCCGCGGGAAAACAGUGCGAAUAUCAUGUCCCUCUGCUACCUGAGAGGUGUAUCCUCAUCGCCGUCAUCCUGACCUGCCCGAGAAAUCCUCAUGAAAGACUGGGAACUCAGUACUCAGAAUAGCAUCGGCAGUGCGGUGGCUGCAGCCGACACCAUUUCCUCGCCGUGGACCCCCGCGAGUUCCGGGCCGCCGCCCGACGCCAACGGCUCCGGCUCGGAUACCAAGAAUCUCGACGUUGGCGACAUCAGCGAUGACGAAAAGGAUUUGUCGGCAGCGGACGCGGAGGGUGUCUGGUCACCGGAUAUCGAACAGAGCUUCCAAGAGGCGUUGGCGAUAUACCCGCCAUGCGGUCGACGCAAAAUUAUCCUCUCCGACGAAGGCAAGAUGUACGGUCGCAACGAGUUAAUAGCUCGGUACAUAAAACUUCGGACGGGAAAGACGAGAACGAGGAAACAGGUCUCGUCACACAUCCAGGUACUCGCCAGGCGAAAACUACGGGAAAUUCAGGCAAAGCUCAAAGUGGAUCAUGCUGCGAAGGAGAAGGCAUUGCAGACAAUGUCGAGCAUGUCCAGUGCGCAGAUAGUGUCGGCUGGAACAGCGAUACACAACAAGAUGCCCCCCGCCCUUGUGGGGCCCUUAGCCCUCCACACUUCCACCCCCGUCUCCUAUCCCGGAGCGCAAUUUUGGCAGCCUGGCUUGCAACCAGGAACAUCCCAGGAUGUCAAACCCUUCCCACAACCAGCUUACACCGGAAAACCAGCAACUGCAGUUUCCAGUGGAGAUGUGGUUCAGGCACCACCCCCGCCACCUUGGGAGGGUAGAGCGAUUGCCACGCACAAACUUAGGCUUGUAGAAUUUUCGGCCUUCAUGGAACAGCAGAGAGAACCAGACACCUAUCACAAACACCUAUUCGUCCACAUAGGGGGCUCCGCCACCUAUGCCGAUCCACUUUUGGAAGCGGUAGACGUCCGACAAAUAUAUGACAAGUUUCCGGAGAAAAAGGGAGGCCUCAAAGAGUUGUACGACAAGGGACCUCAGGCAGCCUUUUUCCUUGUUAAAUUCUGGGCAGACCUCAACACCAAUAUUCAAGACGAAGCUAGGGCUUUCUACGGUGUCACAAGCCAGUAUGAAAGUAACGAAAACAUGACGAUAACAUGUUCCACAAAGGUUUGUUCCUUCGGUAAGCAAGUAGUAGAAAAGGUGGAGACGGAAUAUGCUAGGUUUGAAAAUGGGAGGUUUGUGUACCGCAUUCAUCGCUCCCCCAUGUGCGAGUACAUGAUCAAUUUCAUCCAUAAGCUUAAACACCUACCUGAAAAAUACAUGAUGAACAGUGUGCUCGAAAACUUCACUAUACUUCAGGUUGUAACGAAUAGAGACACACAGGAGACGUUACUUUGUACAGCGUAUGUAUUUGAAGUAUCAACGUCCGAGCAUGGCGCGCAGCAUCACAUAUACAGACUUGUCCAGGAUUAGUCUGUUUUUUUAUCUGCUCGUCACGCAGCCAUCCACCCCCAUCAGUGCCUACACCCACUACUCAUCCACACAAACAUACAUAUAAUAACACACAUCAUUUUAAGGGGUCUCUAAAGAGGAUGUUUUGGUCAACGAGUUACAAAGAGCAUAUGCAUGAGAAACUAGCCCAGCGUUUACACGAACUUUUGAAGCGCUGUUGUUGUUUUCCCAAAUUUUUUUCGAUUUUUACCUGCGACAAACACUUGGGUAACUAUUUGACAUUGUCGAAGAAUUCGAUGAGAUGAAAUUAUGUUUCAUGCUCUGUUCAAUGUUGUAUUUUUGUCUUCUUUCUGUUGGUCAAAGUAAUGCGCUUUAUAAUUCGUUGGUUCCUGUUUAUUGCACUAAAUUCAGUGAUAUUACCAAGCCUAGUAAUUCUUGUGCAAUACGUUGGGAUGUUCAAUUUGAUAUCUCUUAUUAUAAAUCACAUCUUUCAAACUUAAUAGUCAUACUUUAGUAAUUUGUCAGGAAAUAUUCCAACGACAAUUGUUUUUAUUAAAAACAUUUAUUCUUAAAAGUUUUUCAACGAUACAAGAUUUUUCUUCUUGACAUGAUGUUUCGCGUAUUUAAUCGGCUUGGUUAUUUCACAUACAGUUUGAAAACAUCCUCGAAGCUUAGAAUCUCCAUAAUAGAACACAAAUGCACCCAGAGACAUAGAAGCGUACUAGCCAGCCCGAGCUCAUGGUUAGUUCAAAUUUCCAAUUUGCAGUAAACCAUGAUGUUUUAACUUUAUUUUUCUAAAAAAAUGUUAUAUAUACAAUGUGCAAACUUCAACAUGGAAAGUUUGAAAUAGUAUGAGAUAACAACCAUAAUGUAACACUGUUCAUUAGUCGCAAUGAAAGGUCCAAAGAGUAACAGGCUAAUAGUAACGUGCAAUAAUCAUUAUCGCUAAUAAACUAGUAACAAAAAGAAAAGAAAUCAUAGAGCGAAAGGUUACUAACAUUUUUACGAAAAAUGAACAACUUCAAAAAGAUGGUGAAUCCAAUUUCUUAGAAGGACCUACAACAUGUGUAUAUGGUAUUUUGUUGGUCAAAUUUCUGACGGCAAGUGAAAAAAUGGAAAAGAAAUAUAUGUAUAUGACAAUAAAUAAUAAUGGUAUAGAGAACAUGUCAUACUGGAAUUUGGAGCGAACAAAAAACUUAGAUAUCGGAGUGGCUCAGUACCAACUUUACUUAGUAUUAUAGUUUUAUUAUUGAACUAGCUAAUAGGAGAUCAGGCAAGACAUCCACACGUAAAUAACAUAUUAUAUUAUUACGAAUAAUAGUAUAUGUUGCUGAAUGAAAUAUUAUGACAAUGUUUGCGAUUUUCAUUGUUGUAAAUGGUCAUGUAUAAAGCUAUCAAAGUGAUUUUAAGUUUUAAUGGAAAUGAAAGCUAAAGGAAUGCCAUUACAAAUUUAUAAAUCUUCUGAUUUUUAUAAUUCUUUUUAAUAGUGAAAGGAAAAGAAAGAGAAAUAAAGUAGUUUUGCACAUUUUUAUUACACUCUAUACAGAUUGUUUUUAAACUAUUACAAUUUAUACUGAGAGCUUUUUUGGAGCUCCUUCAAUUUUCAAUCAUCUAGUGAGAUGACUAUUUUUAUUUUUAUCUUAGUGAAGGUUUUUUGAUUUUCGAGAAUGCAGACAAUCUUUUUUAACAAUACCUAAUACUUGUGCGAUGCUACCCUUAUCUUUUUGGCAGCAACACGUAGAAUAGAAAUGUGUUCGUACUUGUUAUAAUCAGUCUACAUUAUAUUUCUAAGCUCCUUUUUUCUGUAGUUUACACACGAAUUACUUUCUUACUUUAGCGUACUGUUUUCGUUUUUAACUUUAUACUACAUUUACAAAGCAAUAUUUUCUCAGCACACGCCCACCUGUUUCUCAGUUCUUAACACGAUUUUGAUUCGGCAAGUUUUAGAUUUUUUCAAGUCCAGGGUUUAUUUAGGUCACCGUAAUUUUAAUGCAUUUUUCAAAACCUAAGACAGACUAAAAAAAAUAUGCCGCGUUCGUCCUUUGAAUUGUUUUGUACUUAAUCUUUGAUGCGUAAUUGUCGACGAAAACUACUUCCAAACAUCAGAUCAAUUUGAAAGAAUGCUUUGUACCAUAUCUUCAGUUAGUACUGUAGUAUUUAAGUGUUCAUCGCGUAAACCCUGGUAAUUUUCAAUGGAAAUACUUCACAACAUUUAUUGUUGACACGAUUUUAUACUGAGUAAGUCAUUCGCACUUUCGGAUACCAAGGUAUUUUGGUAAAAACGACGUAUCAAAAAUUACUUACUCCUUCUACUUAAACACAAUAUAUUUCGAUUUGUUGUUUUAUCUUGACAUAGAACUUGCCUAUCAGUAACAAAUUUACCCAUAACCGAUAAAAACACAUAGGUUUAUUUUAAGAAUACAUUACUAUUAAUUACCGUAUCGUUACUUUAAUUAUUAUAACGAAACAAGUGGCAAUGUAUUUUGAUCUCUCUUUUAGUCAGAAAUAUGUUUUUCUUUGGUGUUUUAUUUUUUUUUUAAUUUUUUUUUUGUAUUUUCUUGGUGAGAAACAAAUUCGCUGUAUGGCUGAUCAAUGAGGAAGGAAUUUUAUUCGAAGAAAAAGAAAAUUAUCUAUUUUUAUGUUUAUUUGUACUUGCAAAUUGGCAGCUUCAGUACUUCUUAGUUAUUGUUAUUUUUAUAAUAAUUAAUUAUAAAGCAAAAAAGUUUUUGUUUGCUAGCAGAUGAAAUAUGGUAUAGCAAAUUUUAGGUUUUUAUUUUAAGGCUAAAACGAUUUUACAUAUGUGAAAUUUUUUAUUCAUACCACGCAAUAUUAACGAGUGAUGUUCAAAUAAAUUUCUUUUAAUUAUGUGUGUUUUUUGUGCGGAAACAAAAAUUUGAAUUGAGCAUAAAAAAAGAAGUACCGGCACUAAUAUUAUUAACAUUAAUGAUUUUAACGUAAGCGAAUUACAUUUAUAAGAAAAGAUUAUGAAAAUAUAUAUUUAUCUAUGUCUUCUGUGAAGAUAGAAAAUAGUACUCUCUGACUCUAUAUUGAUGAUAUCGAAAAUCAGUAACCAGCAAAGAUACAAAAAAUGGCAGAGUAACAAUAAAUGAAAAUCAGUUCGCACUAUAUACAUCAACACAUCUUAUAGCAUGUUCAGAUUUUUUAAGUAACUUUGUAUAUAUUUACAUGGACUCCAUCACAAAUUCGCGUUUCAAAGAUUAUGUUACUUAGACUUUUGAUCUGCAGAAUCCAACUCCUAAGUUUUUCUCUAUGUUUAUUUGUAAUUUUUACCGAAGAGCGUACUAUUCUGCAGUGGGAAAACCAUUAUAACACACCUGAAGUAAAGUUUUAAUAUGUCCAUAUCUGGAACUGCCAUAUCAAUGAAUUGAGCUUGAUCAUAAUGAAACAGAUAAAAAAAAAAUUGAAAAUAAUGGAGAUGAAGAAAAUCUACCUGUAUAUUAUAUUAUCAUAAAUGAAACGAAAUGAGGAUCAAAGUAGUUGACUUAACAAGUAAAUGAAAAUAAAUGAAAUAUAUCAUUAAAUUAGAGGUUUAAAAGUAUAAUAGAACUCAGUAUAUGUACAGUAUUUGAAAAAAACAUGUUUAUAAUUUGUAUGGAAAAAUAAAUAAUUGAUACAAAACAAA
Messenger RNA from Diprion similis, 5579 nucleotides. RefSeq names its product protein scalloped (gene scalloped). Gene Ontology annotation, biological process: hippo signaling; embryonic organ development; regulation of transcription by RNA polymerase II. Gene Ontology annotation, cellular component: transcription regulator complex. The coding region runs from base 575 to 1957 and encodes 460 amino acids. Gene Ontology annotation, molecular function: RNA polymerase II cis-regulatory region sequence-specific DNA binding; DNA-binding transcription factor activity, RNA polymerase II-specific. Lineage: Eukaryota; Metazoa; Arthropoda; Insecta; Hymenoptera; Diprionidae. The record is from RefSeq and is a predicted model, not a curated record. The transcript has 11 exons.